AUGAAUGCAAAAACCAGCGCUGGAGGUGAGGGAGAAGCCCCAGGAAUAAGGAGCAAGACCUUGGGGGAGAGCAGCCACCUGGGGGAGAUCAAGAGAGGACAAGUGAUCCUUGUUGCCUACCUGAUUACAACCCUAGAGAUGACCUUCCUCUUCAUGCAGAUGGGAGUCAUGCCUUACUUGGCAAAGAGCCUAGGUUUGGAUUCAGUAGGGUUUGGCUACCUCCAGACAACCUUUGGUGUCCUCCAGCUUGUGGGAGGUCCCAUUUUUGGAAGGUUUGCAGACCAGUUUGGGACCCGAGCUGCCUUAAUUCUCUCCUGUGCAUCUGGAAGUGCCUUCUUCCUGCUCACGUCCAUCUCCAGCAACAUCCCCCUCCUCUUUCUCUCCAGGCUGCCAGCAGUGUUCAUGCAUGGGGUACCAGGUGCUCAGAAGCUUAUUACAGACCUGACUUCUCCUUCUCAACGUGCUGAUGCUUUGGGGAAACUGGGUCUUUGCUUUGGAGUAGCCAUCAUCAUUGGCUCUGCCCUGGGAGGUGUCCUCUCCACCAAACUUGGCAUUUAUUUUCCUGCAUAUAUUGGGGUGGUGGGAAAUCUCAUAAAUACCAUGAUAGCAAUGGUUUGGAUCCCUUUGCAGGCUAAACCAACAUCAGACCACGAUGUGACAGAGCACAGCACAUCACAGUCUGGCAGCAUGUUUAGCAUCAGAGAAAUCUUACGCCUGAUGAAGUUCCCAGGAGUAACGGAAGUUUUCAUAGUCAAGGUCUUUGCUGCACUUCCCGCAGGUUUGUUCCUUAUUAUGUUUUCUGUCAUCUCUAUGGAAUUCUUUGGCUUGGAAGCAGUGGAGUCUGGAUACCUGAUGUCAUAUUUUGGUGUCCUUCAAAUGGUUGUGCAGGGUCUGGUUGUUGGAAAACUCACUAACCACUGCACAGAGAGGACCCUGCUCAGGCUCAGUGUCUUUGUCUUUGCUGGUGUGGGUGUUGGCAUGGCCCUGAUGAGGACUGUGUGGCACUACUGCAUUGUUGCCCUGCCGCUGGUGUUUGCCUUCAGCAUGCUGGCCACCAUCACUGACAGCAUCCUCACCAAGGCUGUCCCCUCAUCUGACACAGGUACCAUGCUUGGGAUCUGUGCCUCGGUGCAGCCCUUGACCCAGACAGUGGGCCCAACCAUCGGUGGUGUUUUAUACAAACAAUUCGGAGUCUCUUCCUUUGGCUAUUUACAGUUAAUUGUCAACAUAGGUUUGUUUGUUUACCUCUUAAAGAGUAAAACCCCCUUGAAGAAGCUGAGAAGCCAGUAA
This is a messenger RNA of Chaetura pelagica (chimney swift), 1290 nucleotides long. RefSeq names its product solute carrier family 22, member 18 (gene SLC67A1). Gene Ontology annotation, molecular function: transmembrane transporter activity. Bases 1 to 1290 code for a protein of 429 amino acids. Lineage: Eukaryota; Metazoa; Chordata; Aves; Apodiformes; Apodidae. Gene Ontology annotation, biological process: transmembrane transport. The transcript has 10 exons. The record is from RefSeq and is a predicted model, not a curated record.